Messenger RNA from Megalopta genalis, 2024 nucleotides. NCBI's taxonomy places the organism in Eukaryota, Metazoa, Arthropoda, Insecta, Hymenoptera, Halictidae. The record is from RefSeq and is a predicted model, not a curated record.
UACGGCGCGUUAGCCAAUAUAAAACAGUAAACAUUGAAUCGGUUCAGUUGAUGUGACCUCUUCGAAACGCGUCGUCAGUUGAGGCAAGCCGGGUUUGUUGUGUGUGUGUAAGAAGGUGUUCUGUUGCAUCCAAUGCUAAGAACCGUGCCAGAAGAAAAAUCAUUCGAAGGAGCAGUUGAAGAGUCCGUUGUGUACGACCCAGAAAUUUCCGUAACAGACGCUCGACGAUAAAUUAUAAAUGAUUCAAGCAGAGCAAAUAUUUGGAAUCGUUCGACAGUUGUUAUAAUUCAAUUCAAUCAGGAUCUUAGUACAACAAAUAAAUCACUUCUAAGUACAGUAAGUAAAACACUUCGUCAAGAUCUAAGUAAAUUUCUUUCACUUGUGUUUCAUGCCAAUAAAGGCGCCUGCAAGUGGUGAAAGUCUCCACAUCGGCACUCCAUGGUUUCGGAUCAAAAGUACGGGCUGAGAACGCUGCCAUUGACAGACGGAAAGGAAAACUAGUACAAAGGGAACUUCGCGUCCUUGACUUCACCUCCGGAGCUGGUAUUCCUCGUACAGGAAUACUAGCACCCCCAUGGUGAUCGAUCAAAAAAUCAAGCUCCUCGAAGACUCCGAGGACAAACUCCCUGUUGUCGAAGAGUCAGAGUCACAGCGACAACCGUGUCAAUACCACCAGCAAGUACGUCAGCUUCUCGUGUUCAGCUUCGCACAAGGAAACGCCUUUCCGAUAAGUAUUAUCGAGUCGCAGCAAUAAGGACUCUCUUCUUCCUAAAAGCAACUCCAAAAAGCUGGGCGUCAUGAAGGAACAGGAAGAACACAAUUCGAAGAUGCAUUCCAGCGCGAAUCAUGCGGUCGUGGACAUGGAGCUGACCGGUGUCGAAGGUGAGGUGGUGCAUAACUUACAGACGAGGCGAUCGGAUUCUUCGAAGAAAGUACGAUUCUCGGAUCAAGACAAGUCUACCUCGGUGUCUAAUACGCGCAGUAACGUUAAUGUUACCGAAAACGAAGAGUUCUACGAGACUUGCGAUAGUAUUCCCAACUUGCGAAUACGGGUUAACGAAGAGAACGCGAAGAACACGCAGAAAGAAAAUUGCAGCCCGAACAUAGGCAGCGUGAAUAUUAAUAAAUCUCCUAAUUCGACGAGGAUAGUGAUGAUGAUGGUCGUGGAGAACAGUUCCAUCCAUUCCACCAGCGACCUUGUAAACACUGGCUUGAAGAAGCUGGAAUGUAUCACUUCCAAAAGUAAUCAGUGUGACAGCAACCAUGGUUGGUCUGCUUGCAAUCGUACAAUAGGGCCCGUCUAUAUGAAUUACGACAUUAGGAGUCAAGAAUCUUAUUCCACGUCAAACAGAACGAUCGAAGUCACCAGGAGAGACUCUAAUUCGUCGAACAGCAGGGUUGAUAGUACGUGCUCCGGAGGACUUUUCUAUAGAGUAGCUAGCGCCGUGAAGUCUAUCGUGAACAGUAUCUCUGCCAUGACCCUAUCCCAGAAUAUUGAAAGGGGACAAGUGUCACAAACAGAUGACGUGGUUACAAGACCAUCUACAUCAAACACGUUCAUUCCAAUGUCACAGUUUGUGACCGCACUCUCGCAGAGAACUGGAAAGCGUUCCAGAGACACUCUAGAUAGCUCAUUGCAGAGACGAAUGCGGUUCGAAUUUCCAGAACACGAGACUACGAGUCCACUUCCAAAGCGACGUCGUGGGAAGAUCAAGGCUCGGGACCCGAUGCCUAGGAUGCUAUCUCCUAGAGGAGUGUCUUCAGAAACACAAGUUUUCCGUCAGGGAUCGUUAACCGUUGGCGAUACGGUUCUACCCAUACCUUCUAGAGCACACCAAUCUACUCAAACCGAAUGAUCCAGAAUUGCGCGUGUAGAGUUUUUAUUAUAUAUUUAACUUAAUAUCGUGUUCCAUCAUAAUUAAAAUUAAUUUAUUAUUUUAUUCCAUCGUGUGUGAUAUAUUAUAGUACUUAAAAUAUUUUGUAUAAUGCUAUGUAUUAAAAGUACUGUGUUUUAAAAGAUCUAA